This is a messenger RNA of Coregonus clupeaformis (lake whitefish), 4014 nucleotides long. RefSeq names its product long-chain fatty acid transport protein 1-like. Gene Ontology annotation, cellular component: mitochondrial inner membrane; plasma membrane. Lineage: Eukaryota; Metazoa; Chordata; Actinopteri; Salmoniformes; Salmonidae. Bases 497 to 2443 code for a protein of 648 amino acids. The record is from RefSeq and is a predicted model, not a curated record. Gene Ontology annotation, molecular function: long-chain fatty acid transmembrane transporter activity; long-chain fatty acid-CoA ligase activity; fatty acid transmembrane transporter activity. The transcript is spliced from 13 exons. Gene Ontology annotation, biological process: response to cold; long-chain fatty acid import into cell; medium-chain fatty acid transport.
AACUAUACAAUUUGGGCGGUGCUGUUGAUGGUCGUCGCAAUGCAAUAGUAUUCAAUAUGGAGUACUGAGUAGUGUGAUUCUUAUAUUUCGGCUACUAGAUAAGUAUCCAUUAGCUGUCUAGUCAUUCCAUAAUUUUAGCCUCUCGGCUGGUAAUCUGCUGUUUCGAAACUCGUUAGAGCGCGUAGGCUAUGCAUUUGAUGUUCAUAAAUUGAUACAUUGUUAACGUUACAGGAGAGGCGUUGUUCUGAUAGCUAUUUGGUGUGGUGACAGUUAAACUGUUGUAACAUUUGGAUACGUAUUAAUGUAGCAAUAUUUCAAAUGAUACAUGUUAUCCUUGCAACGCAUUCAACAGCGUGUGGUGGCGAUUCUAAUUUGUAUACAAGCCUGGUAGUGGCUAUAGCGCUAUUGAACGUUUUGUAGAAUACGAGGUUACUAGGUGAAAGGUUAGGGACACCGCUCUCAAAUAGUUCGUCGUCGGGUCGUGUAUGAUCAUAGGAUGCGCAAUGCAGCCAGUGCCUCUGUGUCUCUGGGAUCGCUGGGUCUGCUGCGUCUCUUCGGGGUCCCCUGGUCCUGGAGCUUUGCAGCAGGCUUCGGGGUCUUUCUGGGCACAGGCGGUUGGAAGUACCUCUACAUUGUAGUCCGCACUGCCAAAAGAGACCUCAAUGGCCUUUACGUGUUGUUACGAGUCAAGAUAGCCUUGUGGCACCACCUACGACGCAACAGCAAUAUCCCCUCCAUCUUUGCCCAGACGGUGAAGCAGCACCCAAAUAAACCCGCCCUCAUCUACGACGCCACAGGAGAGACGUGGACCUUCACCCAGCUGGACCUGCUGUCUAACGCUGUGGCCCAAUGGGCUCUGGCCCAGGGCUGGGCCCCGGGGGAUGUGGUGGCCCUCUUCAUGGAAAGCCGGCCCUUGCAGGUGGCCCUCUGGCUGGGCCUGGCUAAGGUGGGGGUGGAGGCAGCCCUCAUCAACUUCAACCUGCGGAGGGACGCGCUCCUGCACUGUGUUGGAAUGUCUGCGUCCAGAGGGAUCGUGUUCGGAGCCGAGCUGGCUGGUGCCAUGUUGGAGGUGAGCUCAUCCCUGAGCCCGUCGAUGGUGCGGUUUUGUACUGGAGAGCUCAGUGUAGACUGUCUGGCCUCCCUGGCUGCCCAGAAUCUGGACCCUAUCCUGGCCUCGGCCCCUACACUGCCCCCUCCUCCCUGCAUCCCACCCAAGAGCUUCAAUGAUCGUCUGUUCUAUAUAUACACCUCAGGCACCACAGGACUCCCUAAAGCUGCCAUAGUGGUGCACAGUCGGUAUUACCGUAUCGCUGCGUUUGGCUACCAUGCUUUCCGCAUGCGCCAGGAUGACAUCAUCUAUGACUGCCUUCCCCUCUACCACUCUGCAGGUAACAUCAUGGGUGUAGGCCAGUGUCUCAUCAAUGGACUCACUGUGGUGGUGAAGAAGAAAUUCUCAGCCAGUCGCUUCUGGGAAGAUUGCAUCAAGCACAACUGCACUGUGGUACAGUACAUAGGGGAGAUCUGUCGCUACCUGCUGUCCCAGCCGGUGCGGCCAUCUGAGAAGGGUCACCAGGUUCGCCUGGCGGUGGGGAAUGGGCUACGCCCUAGCGUCUGGGAGGCCUUCACCGAGCGCUUUGGGGUGGCCCAGGUCGGAGAGUUCUACGGAGCCACCGAAUGCAACUGUAGCAUCGCCAACAUGGACGGCAAGGUGGGAGCUUGUGGGUUCAACAGCCGCAUCCUUCCCAACGUGUAUCCCAUCUGCCUCAUGAAGGUGGAUGAGGAGACCACAGAGCUGGUGCGGGACAGGCACGGCCUGUGUGUGCCCUGCCGCCCUGGGGAGCCAGGGCUGCUGGUGGGAAGGAUCAACCAACAGGACCCGCUACGGAGGUUUGAUGGCUACGCCAACCAGGACGACACCAGGAAGAAGAUUGCCAACAACGUCUUCAAGAAAAACGACUCUGCAUAUCUGUCAGGGGAUGUGUUGGUGAUGGAUGAGCUGGGCUACAUGUACUUCCGGGACCGCAGUGGGGACACGUUCCGCUGGAGAGGAGAGAACGUCUCCACUACCGAGGUGGAGGGAACACUGAGUGGUCUGCUGGGCCAGGCUGAUGUGGCUGUGUAUGGGGUAUAUGUACCAGAUGUGGAAGGUAAGGCAGGGAUGGCUGCCAUCGCAGACCCAACAGGGACAUUUGACUGUGAUGCGUUCCUGCGAGAGGUCCAACAGGCCCUGCCCCCUUACGCCCGCCCCGUGUUCCUACGCAUUUCCCCACAAGUAGACACCACAGGUACCUUUAAAAUCCAGAAGACCCGGUUUCAGAGGGAGGGAUACGACCCGCGCAUAUCAACUGACCAGAUCUACUUUUUGAACUCCAGAGCAGGGCGUUAUGAGGCUGUGAAUGAGGAGCUACACAGUGCUAUAGUGGAGGGUAGGAUGGCUCUAUGAGAUGGACUACUUUAAGCUGGGUGUACACUACACGUUUAUGAGGCUGCUUUGAGCCACAGCUCGUUGUAGCUACGUUAAAUCUAAUCACAUCAUUGUUUUCGCCAGACAGCGUGAUAUGGACAAUCCUCACGACCAAGUGAAGAGUCUUCUAGCGUGUGACCCCCGUCUGUGCCACAUUGUUUAGUGUGCGCAUCAAUACGUUGGCAAGACAAAGAAACCUACAGGAAAGACGGUCGUUUAAUGUGAGAGGCUCAGCGAUGUUAGGAUUUUGAAAGUCAUGUAGUGUACACCCGGCUUUAGGAGAGUGACUGUCAAGGUCUCAGAUACUGGAGACGGAGUGGAAAAGCCUUAUCAUGCCGUUAUAAUGCAUUGUACGACUUGUCUUAAGCAUGUAUGACCCCUUAUAAUGUCUUAUAGUCAACUCAUAAUGAUCCUGUCUAAAUACCAGAAAUGUUUUGUCAGUUGAUAUUUUGAUAUGUUGCGAAAAAUAACAUAGUAUGAGCUUUACUAUAAACCAUUAUAAAGGCUCAUGUGUGCUUAUAACACGUUUAUAAAGCAUUACACCUGCAGGCUUUAAAUAGUGUUAUUGCCGACGUCUCCAUGUAUCAGUGUUUCUCCUUACACCAGCACCCUGGAUCUAGACUAGAUCAGGGGACUGAAGGGCUACUGAUCAAUCAAUAGGAAAACCUUAGAACUGUUACAAAACAAUGUUUUAACACUGUAUCAAUAACAUCCAAGGACAAGGUUGUACGAGGGCAUUUUCCCCCGUUUUAUUUCUUCAUUUGUGUUUCUUAGUUUAGCCAAAUGAAAGCCUUCAACACUACAAUGCACAUAGAGUAGAGUAAGUUUUUACUUGAAACCAGGACGUCUGUUACAAUGACAGCAUUUGUCUUUGUUACAAUGAGACUGUAAAAGAGAUGAGAGCUGUGAUUGAAUAUACUGCAGUCGUUGAGAUAUUCUUGAAGAAUAUUGUGUUACAGGCUAUUUGCUCCCAACCUUGUAAUAGUUGUGUGCCACGAACACCACCAUGUAAUAGAACAAAAUACUUAACAGGUUUUAGCAAUGCUUGAGUGUCCAUGUUGGAUGAGGUGUUACUACCUGUGUGUUAGUAGUAUGAUAGAACAUGACGCAGCUAAACAUGCCUCUUAUUCCAAGCACUAACUAACCGUAGAAGUUUAGAUUGCGAGAUGACAUCAUUUUACUUAAAACUAAAGCUGAUCACUUAACAUGUUUGAAGUAAUGGAUGAUGUGCACUUACUGACCACUCAGGUUCACACACAUUGAUAUUAUGUGCCUUGUGGGAACCCUGUGGAAGCCCUGUGUGUGUCCUGAAACGAUUGGGGUGGUAUGCUUAACCUGACUAAGGAACUCCAAUACAGAAGAAAGAACAUUAUUUAAACAAUAUCUUGAAAAUGUGUCAGUAAGUCAGCGAUCAUGGGUGCCCUAUUAUUAUGUAAUAAAGCAUUUUCUCAGAGUAAUAUUGUAGAUAUAAUUGAUUGUGAACAUUAUUCUAGCUCUCCAUUUCCAUACAUUUGUUUAGGUGUUACUCAAAAAUAAAGGUUUGUAAAAGA